Messenger RNA from Prorocentrum cordatum, 1332 nucleotides. NCBI's taxonomy places the organism in Eukaryota, Dinophyceae, Prorocentrales, Prorocentraceae. The record is from the annotation of a GenBank genome assembly.
AUGGCGGCCACGGCCAGGAGCGGCGGGCGGCGGAGGCGGCAGCGGGGCCGCGGGCGAGCGGCGCUCGCCGCCGCGGGCGGCGGCCAGCGGGUGGUCGUGACGGGCAUCGGCGUAGCGAGCCCGUUCGGGCAGGAUAAGGAGGAGUUCUACGCCAGGCUGUGCGCCGGGACCUCUGCGGUGAAGAGGAUCACCAAGUUUGACCCGGAGGGGCUGGUGACGCAGAUCGCCGCGCAGAUAGACGAUUUCUCGGUCGGGGGUUUUAUCGACGCCAAGAACGCCAGGCGCAUGGACGAUGUCGUAAAGUACACGAUAGUGUCCGGCAACCAGGCGCUUGUGGACGCUGGCUUGGGGCGAGAAUCCGACGGCUUCGCAGCCUUGGACAAAGAGCGGUGUGGCAUCCUGAUCGGGUCGGCCAUGGGUGGCUCGUCUCUGCAGACUUCCAUGGAUAACAUGGACAAGCUGUUCCAGGGCAAGAAGCUGUCGCCCUUCUUCGUUCCAUAUACUCUCGUAAAUGUGCCAGGCGGUUUGCUCUCGAUCGACGUUGGCUUUACGGGCCCCAACUACGCUGUAGUCACGGCCUGCGCGACAGGCAACUAUUGCAUCUCCGCGGCCGCCGGCCACAUCCAGCGCGGGGAGUGCGACUUGAUCCUCGCCGGGGGCGCCGAGGCUGCCGUAACGCGCGCGGGCAUCGCAGGGUUCAAUGCUUGCAAGGCUCUGUCCUCGCGCAACGACGAGCCAGAGAGGGCUUCCCGCCCUUGGGACAAGGGCCGCGACGGUUUCGUCAUGGGCGAGGGUGCCGGCGUCCUGUGCUUGGAGUCCUUGGAGCACGCGCAGGCGCGCGGCGCGGAGAUCUACGCCGAGUACGCGGGCGGCGCGUACACCUCCGACGCGCACCACAUGACAGAGCCGCACCCGCAGGGCGCAGGCGUGUCGCGCUGCAUCCAGAGCGCGCUGGCGAACGCCGGCGUCGAGGCGGGCGAGGUGGGCUACAUGAACUGCCACGGCACCUCCACCCCCGCAGGGGACAUGGCGGAGGUCCGCGCCAUCAAGAGGGCGCUGGGCAGCACCGACCGCCUGGUAGUCAACAGCACCAAGUCCAUGGUGGGCCACUGCCUCGGGGCCGCCGCCGGGAUCGAGGCCGUCGUCUGCGUGCAGGCGCUGCGGCAUCGCAGGGUGCACCCGACCCUGAACCUCGAGGACCGUGAGGACGGGUUCGACCUCAACGCGCCCACGGAGGCCCUGGAGAUACCGGACCUGAAGGUCGCCGCGAACAACAGUUUCGGCUUCGGCGGCCACAACAGCUGCGUGAUCUUCAAGAGGUGGGAGGAGUGA